AUGCCCUCAAAGCGGAAGCCUACAGGGUUCCUCGAUCUUCCAGUGGAACUACGUCACAUGAUCUAUCGCCCCUGUCUCCUUCGGGGAUAUACUAUCGACCUAAUCCCCCGGCCGAUUGACAAUACCAGCCAGUCAAAUACCAGGAAUGAUAGGAAGAAGAGUCUGCUACCAGUCUCGAAACAAAUCAGCGAAGAGUCCAUGGGCAUUAAAUACGGCGAGAAUGUUUUUAGGCUUUUGUUGCCUGGCUGCGACAACUACUACUAUUUACAGAAUGGCCGUCAGGUCAGCUUCCACGACACAAUCUCGCCAAACAACGUCGGCCACAUCCGAAAGCUCAGUCUCAUCCUCGACCCCUUCAACCUGGCGCAUCUCACAGAGCGGGAAACUGGCUUCUGCACCCAAGUCUUUCCGCAGCUGAACAGACUCGUCGUCGUCACCUACCGCUCUCGCGAACGGAGCGAGCAUCCCUGGCCAAAAGUAAACUCAAGGGAGAGCUAUGUAGCAGCGUGGGAGGGCUGGUGCGGCCCCAUCCUCGAGUUCGUCUCCCAACAGGUCCGAGACACGCUCGUGGUUGAGGUAGAUACCGACAACCGGACAGAAACAAUACGUUGA
Messenger RNA from Mytilinidion resinicola, 612 nucleotides. RefSeq lists its product as uncharacterized. The transcript has a single exon. Lineage: Eukaryota; Fungi; Ascomycota; Dothideomycetes; Mytilinidiales; Mytilinidiaceae. The coding region runs from base 1 to 612 and encodes 203 amino acids. The record is from RefSeq and is a predicted model, not a curated record.